AUGGAAACAAAUGAAAAUAAGAAAAAGUUUGAAACAUUAAUAUCUUCUCAAGAGAAACGUAUUCAAGAACUUGAAGCAAUUUUAGAAAGUGAUAAAACUCAAAUUGAACAAAUACAAAGAGAUCUUGAAAAAGAAAAACAAAAAGAAAAGACAGUAAUUAUUAAACAAGAAGAACAACAAAAAGAUUUUGAAGGACUUAAAGAGUUAGAAGUACUUGGAGCUAAAAUUGGUGAAUUACAAAUGGAAAAACGAAUUGUUGUUGAAGAAAAUAAAGAAUUAAAAGAACAAGUUAGUAAAUUAUCUGAACAAUUAAAUGUAUGGAAGAGUGAAACAGUUAAAAAUUAUAUUUUAUAUUUUGGAAGUGUAAAAAGUAAUGAACAAUUAGAAAAAGAAAAACAAGAACAAACUAAAAGAGCAAGUUUUAUGAAUUAUUUAUGGAGGGGAUAUUCAGUUGAUGGAUUACCACAAAAUGUAUCACAAGAUUUAUCAACAAAAAUGCAUCGAGUAUUAGAAGAAACAUUAUAUCAAAAUGUUAAACAACAAGAUGAAAUUGAUGCAUUAAAGAAAGAAUUAAAUAAUCAAUCAACACAAAUUGUUCAUUUAAAUGAUAAACUUACUGAAAUAGAAAAACAAAAAAUUAUAAAUCCUAAUUCACAAGAAAUAAUUGUUACAGAAGAAAUAUCAAAAAAUCCAUCAGAAACUAUAAAAUUAAAUCAAGUAGUUGCACCUGAACUUCCACCAAAAUCAAGUAAUCCAUAUUUUCCUAAAAGUAAAAUAAGAAAAGAUGAUUAG
Entamoeba dispar SAW760 is the source of this 792-nucleotide messenger RNA. RefSeq lists its product as uncharacterized. The record is from RefSeq and is a predicted model, not a curated record. Gene Ontology annotation, biological process: regulation of recycling endosome localization within postsynapse; regulation of neurotransmitter receptor transport, endosome to postsynaptic membrane; regulation of modification of synaptic structure. Lineage: Eukaryota; Evosea; Mastigamoebida; Endamoebidae. Gene Ontology annotation, cellular component: extrinsic component of postsynaptic early endosome membrane; glutamatergic synapse; postsynaptic recycling endosome. Bases 1 to 792 code for a protein of 263 amino acids. The transcript has 3 exons.